CCGACAUUAAUACUUAUCAAACGAGCCUUACAGUUUCUAAACGCGUAUCUUCCGCAAAGCUGCACGAUCAAUCUCUCCUCCCUUUCGUCGCAACCAUGAAGUGCAUCCUGGUGACCCUUCUCUUGGUAGCCUGUGUCAGCGCAAACGUCAUCCGUGAACGCCGACAACUGACCGGUGGCAGCGCCAGCUGCACCGCUGCCCAGCAAGCUCAGUGCGGUCUUGCCCAGUGUCAGAACAACAAUAACCAGAAUACCCAGGUGAUCACCGGCGGUAACCAGGGUGGUUCGCCCCUGAUCAGCCUGAUCCCCGUCAACGCCCUUAACGGAGCCGGUGUUCAGGUGCCCGUCAAUGCCAACAUCUGCCCACCGGUUUCCGUCUGCAAUGUCUGUUUGGGUGCUAACGUCCUCGGCUAAAACCGUGUUGCCUGGAACUCUUUCUGAUUUUGUAAAAAGGUCAUCAGGGACUGCUUACAGAUAUCAGUGUUCAUAAUAUUUAUGAGCGCUGUUGAAAACAUCGUCAUGCUUUUCGAUCGUGUCGGACAGUCGACAAUUGUUGAUUUGUUGAACUGAUGCAAUAUAAAGAAAAAAAAUGGAAUUAAAAUUAAAAGAACUCUCUUG
This is a messenger RNA of Paramacrobiotus metropolitanus, 617 nucleotides long. RefSeq lists its product as uncharacterized. NCBI's taxonomy places the organism in Eukaryota, Metazoa, Tardigrada, Eutardigrada, Parachela, Macrobiotidae. The transcript is spliced from 2 exons. The record is from RefSeq and is a predicted model, not a curated record. The coding region runs from base 96 to 413 and encodes 105 amino acids.